CCCUCAACGAGGCGGAGGGUGGCGGGUCGUCAUGGCGGCGCACCGAGGAAGAAGCGGCGGAGGGGGCUGGUUCCGGGCUUUGGCCGUCGGGGUCACGCUGCUCAAAUUGCUCCUCAUGCCGACCUACCGUUCCACAGAUUUUGAGGUGCACAGGAACUGGCUGGCCAUCACCCAUAGCUUACCAGUUUCCCAGUGGUAUUAUGAGGCAACUUCCCAGUGGACGCUGGACUACCCUCCUUUCUUCGCUUGGUUCGAGUACGCGCUUUCGCACGUUGCCAAACACUUUGACCGGGAGAUGCUGGCGAUCCAGAACCUCAACUAUUCCAGCCACGCGACCGUUUUGUUCCAGAGGCUUUCCGUCAUCUGCACAGAUGUCCUCUUCAUCUAUGCAGCUCGUGAGUGCUGUAAGUGUGUCAAUGGAAAGCAAGCGGGGAAGGAGACCCUGGAGAGCCCCCCCUUUGUUCUGGCUGUGCUUCUCCUGUGGAACUUCGGCCUCUUGAUAGUGGAUCAUAUUCACUUCCAGUACAACGGCUUCCUGUUCGGGUUGAUGCUCCUUUCCAUUGCCCGACUCUUCCAGAAAAGGCAUUUAGAAGGAGCUUUCCUCUUUGCCGUCCUGCUGCAUUUCAAACACAUCUAUCUCUACGUAGCUCCAGCUUACGGUGUGUUCCUGCUGCGAUCCUACUGUUUCACUGCAAAUAAUCCAGAUGGAUCCGUGCGGUGGCGCAGUUUCAGCUUCCUUCGCUUCGCUGCCUUGGGGCUGAUUGUUGGUCUGGUUUCCGCCCUCUCUUUGGGACCGUUCAUCAUUCGGGGACAGCUUCCUCAAGUCUUCUCCCACCUCUUCCCUUUCAAAAGAGGCCUCUGCCAUGCCUACUGGGCUCCUAACUUCUGGGCACUGUACAGCGCUUUGGACAAAGCACUCUCAAUUAUAGGUCUGAAAUACAAAUUCCUGGACCCUGCAAAGAUGCCCAGGGCUUCCAUGACGGGGGGACUUGUCCAAGAAUUCCAGCACACGGUCCUUCCAUCUGUGACUCCGCUGGCAACCUUGGUGUGCACGGCCAUCUCCAUACUGCCUUCUGUUUUCUGUCUUUGGUUUAAACCCCAAGGGCCCAGAGGAUUCCUACAGUGCUUGGUUCUCUGUGCGCUGAGCUCCUUCAUGUUCGGGUGGCACGUGCACGAGAAAGCGGUCCUCCUCGCCAUCCUCCCUCUGAGCUUGCUGUCUGUGGAGAGAUCGAGAGAUGCCGGCAUCUACCUGAUUCUGGCUACUACUGGGCACCUUUCCCUCUUCCCCCUGCUGUUCACUGUACCAGAGCUGCCAAUUAAAAUCCUCCUCAUGCUCCUGUUCACAGUAUAUAGCUUCUCCUCGCUGAAGGCCGUCUUCAGGAAAGAAAACCCUCUCCUUAACUGGCUGGAAACCAUCUACCUUGUUGGGCUGAUCCCUCUGGAAAUCUUCUGCGAAAUGGUAUUCCCUUUCACCUCCUGGACACUCAAGUUCCCCUUCCUCCCUUUACUGCUGACCUCCGUCUAUUGCGCUCUCGGAAUCACGUAUGCGUGGAUCAAAUUAUACAUCUCCAUCUUUACGGGACCGCCAGCCACCAGGCAAAAAGGGGACUGAGGAAGAGCCGAGGCCUUGGGGGAUCCUCCCGGCAGUCAACCGGCAACAAGCAGCGGCUUCUUCACAGAGAUCGGGCCACGUACUCCUCCACCGCCUCCCAUUCCAGAAACGGUUCUCGUUUCACGAGGGCCCCUGGACCAAGGCGACAGGAAACCCUUUCAAACCAGCAAAUGCCGAUUCCAGGUGGAGAAGACCGAGCGGCCGAGAGCUCCUGUUUACAAAUCGACUUUAAUUAGGACGUCCUUCCUGCACGGAGCCUCCUUUUUGACCUUCAGGAUUACGCGGCAGCAAAUACCAGUUGCCUUUAAGGGUCCAGACUGGCUUUUAAUUGCUAAAUGCUAAAAAAAGUCCACGUUCUCUGGCGGAGGACACAAUUGCGAUCAUGCAUUUUGAAAAUGUGAAUAAAGCAUUCACUCUUUUUUU
Sphaerodactylus townsendi is the source of this 2035-nucleotide messenger RNA. It is a transcript of the gene ALG8, whose product is annotated as ALG8 alpha-1,3-glucosyltransferase. The record is from RefSeq and is a predicted model, not a curated record. Gene Ontology annotation, biological process: protein N-linked glycosylation. Gene Ontology annotation, molecular function: dolichyl pyrophosphate Glc1Man9GlcNAc2 alpha-1,3-glucosyltransferase activity. Lineage: Eukaryota; Metazoa; Chordata; Lepidosauria; Squamata; Sphaerodactylidae. The transcript is spliced from 13 exons. The coding region runs from base 32 to 1612 and encodes 526 amino acids. Gene Ontology annotation, cellular component: endoplasmic reticulum membrane.